AUGAAGAUACAAAUAAGUAGUAAAGAAGAAAAUGAGAAAUAUUCAAUUAGAAUAAACCCAAAUGUCAUUACAAUUGAAGGAGGAUAUGCAUGUGAAUUUGAAUUAUUCAUUACAAUCAAAUGUACAACUAAAAUCAAAGAUAAAAUAAUGAUAAUUAGUAAAACACUUAAUAAAGCACAAGAAGAAACAAUCAAAAGUAUUUCUAUUGAAGGAGAAACAGAAAUAUCAACACGACUUGAUCCUGAUGAAAUAAAAGAAGAAAAGAAAAUAGGAGAAGGAUCAUUUGGAAUUGUUUAUGUUGGAGAAUUUAGAGGAAAUAAAGUAGCAAUUAAGAAAAUGAAACAAGUUGAAGAAAGUGAAGAUAAAAAGAAAGAAUUUGAGAAAGAAGUAGCAAUGUUAGAUAAAUUUCGAGAUGAAUAUAUCAUUCAAUUUUAUGGAGCAGUAUUUAUUCCUAAUAAAAUAUGUAUGGUAACAGAGUUUGCAAAAUAUGGAUCAAUACAAGAUAUAAUGAAUAAAAGAAACAUCACAGAAAUAUCAAAGAAAAUAAGAAUCAAAUUUAUGAUAGAUGGAGCAAAAGGAAUUUCAUAUCUUCAUUCAAAUGGAAUAUUACAUCGAGAUAUUAAACCAGAUAAUUUUCUUGUUGUAUCACUUGAUGAUAAUAUUGAAGUUAAUUGUAAAUUAACGGAUUUUGGAAGUGCAAGAAAUAUUAAUAUGAUGAUGACAAAUAUGACAUUCACAAAAGGAAUAGGAACACCAAAAUACAUGGCACCUGAAGUAUUAAAUCAUCAACAUUACAAAAUGCAAUCAGAUAUAUAUUCAUUUUCAAUAACAAUGUUACAAAUCAUCACAUGGCAAGAUCCAUUUCCUAAAUCAGAAUUUAAAUUUCCUUGGAAACUAGCAGAAUUUAUAUCAACAGGUAAUCGACCAGUCAUAAUACAAGAAGUAGAAGAAGAUAUUAAAGAUGUUAUUGAAAAGUCAUGGCAACAAGAACCAAAAGAAAGAAUAAGAAUAGAUGAAAUUGUAAGAAUAAUAAUAAAAGAAAAUCAUAAUCAACUUAAUGUUGUGCAACUUUAA
This is a messenger RNA of Entamoeba histolytica HM-1:IMSS, 1074 nucleotides long. Its product is annotated as tyrosine kinase, putative. Gene Ontology annotation, biological process: protein phosphorylation. The record is from RefSeq and is a predicted model, not a curated record. NCBI's taxonomy places the organism in Eukaryota, Evosea, Mastigamoebida, Endamoebidae. Gene Ontology annotation, molecular function: protein kinase activity; ATP binding. Bases 1 to 1074 code for a protein of 357 amino acids. The transcript has a single exon.